AAGACUAUCUGCGGAAGUGAAUUUUUCCUCGGCGGAAGUAAACACUACAGCCAAUGCGGCUUAUUUCGCUCGCUGGAAUAAAGUGGAUUAGUCAUAGUCAACUUGGACGUGGUUUGCUUUAUCUCAUGUGCUGUUGAUUUUGUGAAAAAUGUCGUCGGUUCUGUGUUUUAGAAAGUUUGUCAACGAGCGCCUAACGGCCGCUGCUGAAGAGAUACUAGGUGUCUUUGAAAAAACCAUCGUAGUGUACGAGGAGGAGAUCGACCGUCAGCGCAGACUGCUGGAUGUCGUUUUAAAACGACACGAUAAAGACAUCCCACAUUCAUCUACCACUAAUGAAGAAAUUCUCCUGAACCAGCAGAAACUCUAUGACCAGAGGAGGAGCGCCACUCUAAACCAAGUGGACCCACAGGUGUUGGGGCAGCUUUGCUCUGGUCAGGAGAAAGAUCAUUUCAUUCUACCGCAGGAGACGGAUAUGUUUAAGUUAAGGCAUGCCCGAGAGGGGAGUGACUUUAGUGCAGACCAGAAUCUGCUUAUGGGUCGUGAUCAGAUUCGUAAUGUGCCAGAAAAAGAGUCCCUGACCAGCAUCCCAGUUAUGGCUGACUCAUUGGCCUCAGGUGCACCCGCACCGUACACUGACCAUCACUUUUCUCACAACUCUUACACAGCUCACAGUCAAGACCAUGGGAGUGGAAACCAUGAGACUGCAGGCACUCAUCACACACCAGAGAACAAACCUUUCAAAUGUAUGGUUUGUUCUGAAGAGUUUCAUGACUUUCUGAAGUUGAAAAUGCACAUAAGGAGCCACACGGGUGAAAAACAUUUAAAACGCAAAGGGAAAGCGUUUACCCAGAAGGCCCUGGGGUUGAAUCACACAGUGGUGAAGCCAUUCAUAUGCAGAGUUUGUGGAAAGGAAUUCAGUUGUCAGUCAAGCCUUAUCAGUCAUAUGAAAAGUCAUUCCGGUGAGAGGCCGUACCAGUGCAUCACCUGUGGCAAAACAUUCAGCCGUGGAGCAGACCUGAGAAGACACACCCGAACUCACACGGGGGAGAAACCUUACAGCUGCAUUUACUGCAACAAGGAGUUUUCUUACCACUCAUCCCUUACUAAUCAUGUGCGAGUGCAUACAGGCGAGAAGCCAUAUAAAUGUAUGUGGUGUGGGAAAAGAUUUGCUCUCAGCACAACGUUGAAAAUACACACCCGAGUCCACACGGGGGAAAAGCCAUACACAUGCGACUUCUGUGAGAAGAGUUUUGCUCACAACACAGGACUCAGGCUACACAGAAGGGUCCAUGCAGGGGAGAACCACCUGGUCCCCUAAAAAGUACAUCCCCACACAAAAAACUGCAUUCUCAGUUUUCUCCAAUUAAUGUUUUCUCUGAACUGUAAUUGCAUUUUUACUUAUAUGUCUAUAGUUGUGCUUAUCAGUGUAAUAAUUUUGUAACUACUUGAGGUGGAAAUGAGGAAAGAAUGGUAUGAUAACAUUUUACUGGUUAUAAGUGUGGUUUGGUUCAGGUGCAGUGAUGGUGCUUUCACAAUGGCAAGCGCUGGUACAGUUUUUCUUGGUACUCUCAGUGAACCAGCCCAAGUUCACACCAGUUAGGAGCCAAGGUUCACCGCCUUAUGCAGGGCUCUAGAGUGUAACCAGUUUUCUUUGGUGUCACUGGGGCACCUAACACUUCCUGAGUUUCCCGUACGUUGAUCAAUGCGUGGCGACAGAAUCAGCACUGACUGUCACAAAUUGAUUGUCUUUUUUUUAAAGACGCAAUGUAUAGUUCCGUUCAGUCACCUCCCUGCCCCACAGCUCUCACUCUCUCUCACAGAGACAUGCUGGCAUGCUAAGCACCGUCAUCAUUUAGAGUGUGCGUGUGUGCGUGCGUGCAUGUGUGUGUUUGAUGGCUCACUACAGUAGACCACACUACACCAUAGUAUAGUAAAUUAGUAUUCAGUAUAGGAGUUUCAUAUUUUCAAUAGUUAUUGAGUUAUUGUUGAAUAAAGUCUGCCUUGCCAUUAAUUUAGUUGAUUGUGUGUUUGUAUGCUGCGCUAUACGCCAUAUAACCACGACAGAACGAUCCUGUUGAUUGUCUAACCAGCUAAUCAAUGUAACCACGUAAUGUGUGUGUGUGCGUACACACUAUGUUUGUGCUUCAAAUGAAGACAAAUAUUUAUAUCCUUGGUAACAAUUCUUUACAUAUUACAAGUAUAAAUGUAUGUGAAAUGACAAAAGGGCAACCCUUAAAAUUUGUGUUGCUGAAGGUGGCGCAUUGAAAAUUUCGGUGCACCUAUAUUUUGUGUGUAUAUUUUGCCCCCAAUGCAAAAAGUUAGGAGCCCCUGUAACAUCACCAGUGGUGUGCAUUACUCAAUACAAAGCCUGAGUGGAAUUAAACAUGGAGCUUUUCCCUCUGUUUAUUCUCCCGGAGGUCAGGAGAUGCCAGCCAAAUAUUUUGUCUCUACUGGAGCACAUUACAUUGAUGUAAUGGCUCGCAAGCAAUAACUAAGUAUUUUUGUUUCUACUUGCAAUCAAAUUUUCAAUUAAUUUUUGGUAUAAACAUGCUGGGAAGUGUUAUUGGAACUGUGCCACAGCUGUGCUGGUGUGAAAGCUCUAUGCUGAACCUGUAGUUAGGUUUUGUCACAGAAAGUUUAGGCAUGCAUAGAAAAGAUCAUGUUUUUCCUCAUGGAGUCAACAAUUUCUCCUUAAAAAGUACAUUAUUUCACACCUGCUUGGCAGACAUUUCACUUAGUUUGUUACACUCCACCUUCAGAUGAGAAUUUGAGAUUUUAUUUAGCAGAAAGAGCACAGGUAUUACUGAUAUUAACAAUGGCUCUGUUCAGUUAAUGUAAGUCAGGACCCAUAGUGUGGUCGCGGGGAACGUGUCAAAAACAAAUGUAAUCCGACAGAAAUCAUGUUCUUUACGAAACAUUACUGAGAAUGCAGUGUUUGUGACACAUUUGGCAAGAAACAGCAGAGCUGAGAUUAAUUUUGUGCAAGUGUUAAAAGUUGGAAGAGUGUUAAAAACUAGAUGUGUGGUUCAUCUUAGUUGUGUGCCAUGUUGGAAGCAUUAUAAUGAACGUAAAAGGGCCUGGUUUUGUAAGAUGAGAGAUUUGGAAGUAAAAAAAAAACUGACAUGUUUAUUUUCCACCACCGUUUUACAGUGAGGCCAGAGUUUGGUUUUUGCCUCGGUCUAAAUGUAAAGCGCACCAUAGUAACAGAGGGUUCAAAGAUAACCCAUGAUGCAUCAGGAGGCUCUCCUUUACCAUGUGGCUCUAGCAUCCACAAGAAAUGUGUCUCUGUAGCUAAAGCUGCUUUCAGUCCUGCACGGAAGUGCAGAUGUAUACCAGAAUUUGUCCAGAGGUGCAAACAUGCACAAAAGUCAGUGCAGACAUUUUCCUGAACGUCUCAGAGUGAUCUUAUGUGAGAAUGCAGCAGGGAAAGCUCUGGAUGAUUUUACAAGAGAGUGAGUGAGUGAGUGAGUGAAUGAAUGUCCUGCCUCCUGCAUGCCAAUGACAGACACCAUCCCCCUUGUCUCACCUAAAUGUUCUGAAGUUCUUUUGUUGUGAAAGGGUGUGACUCAUUUCCUGCUGCCUCGGUCAUAUGUGAACACUAAACUCAAGAUAUUUUCUACAACAGUUAAUUGUUUUAAACAGAUUAUGAAGGAAAAAAAUCAAACAAACCCAUUCCAACCGAUUGAACUCUUCUGUUGUGAUGCUCUGCAGCUUGAAGAAGAAUGAGGCUUACAAUAUAUAUAUAUGUUACGUACAGCACAUUGAAUUCUGUUUGUUGGUAUGUUGCCUUUUAUUAUUCAAAUUCAAAAUGACUAUUGAGUAACAGUUCAAAUGUUAUUGCAGCAUCUUCCAUUAAAUUGUCUGGAGACGUGGGGGUGAAAUGUUCACACUCCAAACGAACUUGUUUAUAAUUGUUAUGGUUCUGUAUUUAAUAUUCAAGGUAAAUUAUGUUCAGCACAUGCCACAGAUAAUAAAUACGCCAACCAACCAAACCCAGCCUCUAUUAUCCAAGUCUUUGGGUAGUAACAAAGGGUAAUGUUAGAGCUGUAGCAUUUAAUUGAUUAAUAAUUAACUACAAAAUAAUUUUAGUAAUUGUUUUUUUUUUUUAGUCUGUGUCUUUUCUUUUUUUAAAUAAAAAGUUAUCUACUUACA
This is a messenger RNA of Solea solea (common sole), 4152 nucleotides long. RefSeq names its product zinc finger protein 664-like. Gene Ontology annotation, biological process: regulation of transcription by RNA polymerase II. Gene Ontology annotation, cellular component: nucleus. The record is from RefSeq and is a predicted model, not a curated record. NCBI's taxonomy places the organism in Eukaryota, Metazoa, Chordata, Actinopteri, Pleuronectiformes, Soleidae. Gene Ontology annotation, molecular function: RNA polymerase II cis-regulatory region sequence-specific DNA binding; DNA-binding transcription activator activity, RNA polymerase II-specific. The transcript has 2 exons. The coding region runs from base 149 to 1318 and encodes 389 amino acids.